AUCCAUCAAAAAUGAUCAAAUUCUGAUAAAAAUAAAAAAUAUUAAUAUAUUGUGCAAUAUCAAACAGUUUCAAUUCUUCAACGAGAUAUUUUAUGUGAAUAUGAAGAUUUCCAAUUUUAUCAUUUUUCUUGUAUCAUAUUUCAAUGGAGUUGAUAGGCAUGUUUCAUGAAAGAGUAUUUUGCAUUCUUGCUUAUUAUAAUACAAUAUUUGUACCGCGCAUCAUAAUGCCGUAACGCAAAUUGUAUGCAUUAGCAUUGCUUUUAUCAUUGAAUUAUUCUGACAUCAAGACUGUUAUUAAGUUAUAUGAUUGAAAAAAAUAAUAUGUGUUACCAUUUAAUGAUCGUUGAAAUAUUACUUAUAUGAUAUAUCCAUGUGAUUUUCGAGUUAUAAAUAUCAUAAUUAAAUAUUGAAACAAAUUCUUAAAGUAGAAAAAUCAGAAAAAUUACGAUCAGUUUAAAGAAUCAUGGCUAAAAAAUCUCAAGAAACGAAGGAGUGGAAUAUUGCUAGAAUGGGAAUUUCUUUGCUUUUAAAUAAUAAAACGGAGGAAGCAGAAAGCUUAUUUAUCAAACAUCCACAUAGUUUUCAUAUAAAAGCAGGUCGCUGCUUUGUUUUGUUCAUGAAUGCUUUGAUGACUUUUGAAAACGAUAAGCUUCAACAAGCCAUAUCAUUGCUGAAGGAUAUGGAAAGGGAAUGUGCAAAUGAUAUAGGAUGGUUAAAAUCUAUGAAGAGCAAAGUCUUUAAAGCGGAAGAAACUGACAAAGACUAUAUAAAUAAAUUGGAAAGGCAAAUUGUUCUGGCAGACUCGCAAGUCUGUUCGGCGAUAUUAACAUUAUUACAACAAGAACUUACUGGUUAUGUACGUGGUGGUUGGAUGUUACGUAAAGCUUGGCGAGUUUAUCAACAUGCACAUUCGCAAAUCUUACAACUAUAUUACCGCACCUUUGGUUCUAAUCCAUGGGGAUUUGAUACAAGAUGCAGUACUCCUUCCUGUAAUGGUUCUUCUUACUCAUUGCAAAGUCCACAUAGUCCAGGUUCUUCAGAAUGGUCUAUACCAUCUUCCAAUGGUUCAACAAACAACUUGACACCGAUCUCAUCCCCUUCAGGUCUGCGAAGCUCACUAUCAAUGUUCUUCUCGCUCACUGGCAUCACGUCCGAACAACAGACACCCUUCGUUGAACCUAAUGAGGUCUCCCGAUUGAUGUCUGCAGUUAGUUUCGGUUAUGGAAUUUAUCAGCUAUGUGUCAGUUUAUUACCACCUUCUCUUUUAAAAGUGAUCCACUUUUUGGGUUUCGAAGGUGAUAGAGAAGCGGGACUCACUGCAUUGAUGUAUGCUCGACUUAGUGAGGAUAUGCGAGCUCCUCUUGCCUCUUUAUCUCUACUUUGGUAUCACACAAUUGCACGACCAUUUUUUGCUCUUGAUGGAAGUAAUCUCCGUGCCGGUGUAAACGACGCCAAACAAUUAAUUACAGAAUGUCAUCCAGAGUUUAAUAAUUCUGCUCUUUUUCUUUUUUUCGCUGGUCGAAUAGAGAGGCUUGAGUCAAAUGUAAAUGGUGCUCUUCAAGCAUACGCAAAAGCUGUUGAAGCUUCGAAUCAAAGAGAGAUUAAAUUAUUGUGUCUACACGAGGUUGCUUGGUGUCAUCUGAUUCGUUUAAGUUAUGAAAAAGCUUACAAAUCUUUGACACAAUUGCGACAGCAGUCUCGAUGGUCCGUGAGCUUUUAUGCUUAUUUAGCAAUCGUUUGUUGUGGAGCGAUUGGUAAAUUUGAUAUUGUGGCUUCAUCUUAUCGAAAGAUUCUUCACUGUGACAAUCGAAUGAGUAAAGAAACACAAUUAGGUUUAUUCGUUUUACGUCGAAUACCUAAACUCCUAGAUCAAGAGACCGGACAGCCUUAUACAAUUUUGUACUACAGACUGCUUAUUUAUGAAUUAUUAUAUUUAUGGAAUGCUAUGCCGUCCUGUUCUGUUGAUUUGUUACAAGGAAUACUUUUAGGUCCAUCAAAAAAUCAAAUCCAAGAUUAUGAGUACGAUCCGAUGAGCGUUCGAAACACGUACUGCUGUGUAAAUGGAGGAACCUGUCCAGCUAUUAUAUUGAAUUCCUCUCGAUCUCCUUGGUAUUAUAAAUUCAUCAAACCAUUUGUAUUUUGCAUUAUUACAUCGUUAUUAGCAAUGUCCGUGUCUCAUUUGUGCGACAAAUAUUCAGCUAGUGCCACAUUCAAGAUAAUCAGAUCCGAUUUGGUGAAUCUACGAACGCAUUUAAAUACUCUUUCGAUGGAAGUAAAGAAUGUAAUGGAGACACGAGACGAUUUAAAGAGUAAGUUGAAAGAGGUUGGAUAUGUGAUACCAAAAAUGUCUGAGGCCAUUCUCUAUUUAAGAAACGAAGUAUCCGAGGGGAUGGAAUUGCACACGAAAGCGUUGCUAAAGGCUAUGUCUCCAGAGGCCGUUCGAGAAUUGGUGAAGAACGAAUUGCAAACGUAUGACGCUGACAAAACUGGAAGAACGGAUUAUGCGCUUGCAAAUUCAGGUGGUGCAAUUCUUUCGACGAGGGAUACAGAAACAUAUUCAGCUGGUGCACCGGUAUUGAAACUUUUUGGAAUACCGAUCUGUCAGCAACAAAAUAUACCUCAGGCUAUAAUUCAGACUGGUGUCCUCCCAGGUGAAUGUUGGGCAUUUAAAGGCAGUAGAGGAGAUGUUGUCAUACAAUUACUCGGUUUUGUACACAUAACUGGAGUAAGUCUGGAACAUAUUCCACAAUCGAUUUCUCCCACAGGAGAAACGAGUACUGCCCCAAAAGAAUUUUCUAUUUGGAAAGGAAGCACUCAUUAACAACUUAUGAAAACUUCGACAAAGAGGAAAGAACAAAGAGAAGUCGCCAAUUAUCUUUGAUCGCUCGAAGCGCGGGCACCACUACCGCACGAAGGUUCGUCAACGUUUGUCAACGUUAGAAGGCAUAGAAUUGUUUUUACUUUAUUAUACUUCUUCUUAUUUUUUUUCUUAUUUUUUUUUUCUAUUUUUUUUCCUCUCUUUGUUUAUAAUUUGUUGAAUUUAUCUCCGACAAUCGUUAAAUAUUACCGCACGCGGUAGUAUCAAAAUAAACCACACCGAGUAUAUAGUAUAGAAUAUUCAUAAGUGUAUGUAUAUACAGUAGAGUUUCUAUAUAAUUUAUAUAUUUAUGUGUUAUACAUUAUUAUUUUUUUCUCUUCACUUCUCACCCAUACAGUCCCAUACUUGUUCUUGUUUUAUGUUUUUUCAUUUUAUUUUUAUCAAAAAAUCGCACGCUACCUGUUUUCUUUUCUAUUUUUGCUUCUCUAUUUAUCGUAUCUUUUUAUUCUUUGUUCUUAUUCUCAUUUCGCUAUUUCUCUCUCCCCCCCUCUCUCUCUUCAUCUAAUAUUCACUUUUGUUGCUUUCAUUGCAUUUUUCUUUUCUUCUUUCUUUCUCUCUCCUUUCUUUUAUGUAGGAAAUUACUAUGAUUAAAGUAUAUCACAGAUGUUAAUGAGAAGAACGUUCUAGAACGCGAGAAAGAAACGAAGAGAAGGAAACGAAGAGAAUAUUUCGUCAGUCGCCGCAGGAUUAUUCGGAAGUACACGGCAGCUGUUAUCUGCAUAGCUUUCCAUGUGAACCCGUCGAAGUAAUACCAAUUGACAUAGAGAUUACAUAAAUUGUAUGAGUUUCAAUUUGUAUUAAAGAUUAUCACAACAUCGAAAUUAGUCUUAAGUUUCUAAUUGUAUUUUAUCUCGAACUCCGAGCUAAUCGUCGAAUUUUUUUUUUCUUUUUUUAUUUUAUAUAGAGUUAGCUUGAAAGAGGUGACAAAAAUACCAUUAUAAUUGAUUAAACUAUAAACUGGUUGUUCAUUAUUUUAGUCAAUCGUAACAAUAUUUGUUCGAUCUUAUCCUUCUUCUUUGACCAUACACUACGUUGGUUCUGAGGAUAUUUUAUUAUGAAGCUCUUAACUAAUAUUAAUACACAAUAUUCCUUUUUUUUUUGUAAUUUUUCUUUAUUUCCGCAGCUAAAAUCUUUGUCUCGCGAUCAUGAAAAGACUAUGCUAUUUUUUAUUUUUGUUUCUUCUUUUAUAUUCCGAAACUGUUUUUUUUAUCUAGAUUUUCUGGCACUUCGGUAAUGACCAUUUUAUUAUUAUUAUUUUUUUUUUCCUUCAUUAUUUUCCACAUUUUUAAUUUGGCACGUUUCGUUCCUCCUGUCGAGAGCUAUUCACGAUCUACCGUGGCUCUCGAAACUUUCCUGCGAACGACACACGUUUAUUUUUAUUCGACGAGUUGGAGAAAAAGGAAAGGCGAGAAAGUGUGGUCCGAUUAAUUGCAAUUGUCGCGUAGACUCGACAAAUUUGUUUUUUUUCUUUUUUUUCUUUUUUUAUUUUUUUCUUUUUUUGUUCUCAAGUUCACCUAAUGACUAUGUAAAUUUCUCUAAUUAUCGACGCAGAAACUACGUCAUUUUUCAUCCUACCAAUUCCUACGAAUCGAUUUCCACGAUGUAUUUUUUUCACAGAACAUAAGAUCGGUUCCGUUGGCAAUAAUAGAUUGUCAUAGGUUUUUCAUUUUUUUUUUCUUUUUUUUUUCUUUUUCUUUUUAGAUGCUUUUCGCUUUUCGUUUUAUGCAUGUUAAAAUUCACGCUUGACGCGCACGCACAAUCUCUCAUUCACGUUUUCUGUUUCUUCCUUUUCAUUCCGCACGUUUCAAGACGCA
Apis mellifera (honey bee) is the source of this 4692-nucleotide messenger RNA. RefSeq names its product tetratricopeptide repeat protein 39C-like. The transcript has 15 exons. The record is from RefSeq and is a predicted model, not a curated record. Bases 464 to 2821 code for a protein of 785 amino acids. Lineage: Eukaryota; Metazoa; Arthropoda; Insecta; Hymenoptera; Apidae. Gene Ontology annotation, biological process: cilium assembly. Gene Ontology annotation, molecular function: protein binding.